Blastocystis hominis is the source of this 987-nucleotide messenger RNA. RefSeq lists its product as hypothetical. Bases 1 to 987 code for a protein of 328 amino acids. The record is from RefSeq and is a predicted model, not a curated record. Gene Ontology annotation, biological process: peptidyl-arginine methylation. The transcript has 2 exons. NCBI's taxonomy places the organism in Eukaryota, Bigyra, Opalinata, Blastocystidae. Gene Ontology annotation, molecular function: protein-arginine N-methyltransferase activity.
AUGGAACCUGGGGAAGUGGCUGUAGCCGAAAAAGAGCAUCCAUUUUAUAGAUACUAUGGUCAGCUCUCUCACCAGCAGAAUAUGUUACAGGAUAGCGUGCGAACUGGAACAUACUACAAUGCAGUGUGUUACAACGUAAAGGAUUUUGAGGGAAAGGUUGUGCUGGAUGUGGGCACAGGAUCUGGAAUACUCUCGCUCUUUGCUGCACAGGCUGGAGCGAAAAAGGUCUACGCUGUUGAGUGCAGUGGUAUGGUUCGGUAUGCACGUCGGCUGGUGAAGGAGAACGGAUAUGAUGAAAUUAUCAAAGUGAUUUUGGGUAAGGUGGAGGAAGUCGAGCUCCCUGAGAAGGUGGAUGUGAUUAUUUCCGAGCCGAUGGGAUUCUUCCUCGUUCACGAGCGCAUGCUGGAGAGCUACAUCACUGCCCGGAACCGUUUCUUGAAACCGGAAGGACAGAUGUUCCCGGCAAUCGGUGUGAUGCACGUUUCGGUCUUUUCUGACGACGGUCUGUACAAAGAAAUUAAGGGAAAGUCUAAGUUCUGGAACAAUGAAGAUUUCUAUGGUUUUGACAUAACCACCUUGAAGGAAGAUGCGCAGCGCGAGGCCUUUAAUCAGCCGGUCGUUGGCUACAUCCCCGUAGAGACUUUGGUCACGGCGACCACUUGCACGCAUCAGAUCGACUUCGAGAAGGACAGUCUCGAGUCUCUCUACCACAUUCAGAUUCCUCUCGAGUUCUGCAUUACUGUCACUUCUCUUUUGCACGGACUUGCUUGCUGGUUCGACGUGACCUUCAAGGGAUCAUCCGCCGAAAUCGUGCUCUCCACGGCUCCCUAUUCCUCGGGAACGCAUUGGUAUCAGUGCCGAUUCUGCUUCGAGCAGCCGAUUGCUGUGAACGUGGGGCAGAUGGUGAAGGGAAUGCUCGAUUUGAAAGUGAACGACGACAAGAGCUAUGAUGUAACCGCGGAGUGUAAGCGAAGGGGGAGAGAGUGA